AUGGGUCCUCUUCCAGAGUAUUUGGUUGGGAUGUUCCAAAACACAAGUCUGCCUCAAAUACGGCCUCAAAUCGGGCAGACUUGUGGUUGGCCCACCACUGUCAUUUGGGCGCUUGCCCGAUUUGCCGCAUAUUUGCCCCACUUGCCCCACUUGCCCUGCUCCACCCGGCUCCACCCCGCUCCACCCCGCUUGCCCUGCUUCCCCACUUUCCCCACCUGCCCCAAGCUUCAGCGCGGGUCACGGGAGGGGGGGGGGGAAAGCGGGUGCAAGUGGGGCAAGUGGGGCAAGCGGGGCAAGCGGGGCAAGCGGGGCAAGUGGCAGAAAACAGAUCCGCCUGAGUUCUGGGCCCGGCUGAAUGACCUAGUGAGCUUGAAGCACCAGCAGGGCGUCGCAGGCUGUGUGGAAGCACUGAACGGAGUGAACUUUUCCCAAGCGAUGGCUGUUGGACAUGACAUGCUGCUGGAUACUCCGCUAGCAGAACACUUCCUGGACUUCUAUGCAGUCGCGCCCUUUUCCAAGGUGGUCUUGACCACGCGCGGUGCUGCAGACUGGGUCAAGUCCCGCAUACAGUUUGACAGAACGCUAGCCGCGCCGAUGCACAGUCCCUGCGGUCUGACCCUGGAUGAGAUCAACGCCGACGUGGCCACGCGCCUCUAUGAGGCACACGAGCGCCUGGUGCACUGCAUGGUUCCGGCGGAGAAGCUGAUGGAGAUCAACGUGUUCGACUCUCCUGUUGACGUGCCGGCGUUGAUGAGCUUCCUGGGCUGGCCAGAGCCGCAGUUCGCGCCGCUGUAUCCUCGCAUCGGGGAAGUGGAGGCGGGCUCCAGCCGCUACGAAGAGGAGGAGAACUACCUCAUCUGCAUUACUGGUCAGAUACGCCGAUUGGAGCUCAAGACGAAGGUCGAGAACCUCUUCCUUCCCCUCGCAGCAGCGGGCUAUAAUGUCCUGGUCGCGCUGGUCCUAGAUCCACGGCAGGAGCCGAAGUACAUCAAUCGCCCAGCAGGAGAGUGGCAUGAGGACUACCAGGUGACGGAUGGCAACUUCACCACACUCGCGCAAGCUGCGGAGAUGCUGCCGAAGUCCAUCAACCUGAUUGCCGACCCCUUCAUCCCGCACGACUAUCCCGUGGACGAGCGAUACGUCGAGGAUCUGUAUCAGACCAUGCCAUGGAAAGGCCGGGACAUGGCCCGAAGCAGAGGGCAGUCCCACAUGCGGCAGUGGGAGACCUUGCACCGCUGUUCUCAGCUUCCCUGGGGUCCUGGGAAGCACAUGAUGAGACUUCGAGAUGACGAUGUCGUCAUGGAACCCUUCGUUCCCCCGAGCAUGCUGGAGGAGAACACGCUCUAUGUGCCGAAGUGCAACCCCUGCUAUGGCGUGAACGACAAGUUUGCCCUCGCAGUCGGCCGAGGAACGGCGCAGGCUUACCUCACACUUCCGUUGCAGACGGUGCGCUGGGACUUCGAUCGACUACAGAAGCAGCUGCAGGGACGAGAGCCACACAGAUCUCCCGAACAGGUGCUGGACACAGUGCUGAACAUGAGCGGGGUUGCUGUAAAGUUGCUGGAGAAAGAUGAGCUCCCCAUCUUGCCGGCAAAGAACAUGCGAAAGGACAACGUAACCUACCUUUGCUACUUUGUUGGUUCCGAUGCCUGGCGAGACUGCAUCUCCCAGGCAAGGCUCGAGCGCCUGCAGGCAGAAGGCUUCUCCAUCGAGCAUACGCACGAGCCGAAUCCGGAGUUCUACUGCGAGAGCACGCCUCAGCGCUUCCUCCUGCAGCCUUGA
Symbiodinium natans is the source of this 1782-nucleotide messenger RNA. The record is from the annotation of a GenBank genome assembly. Lineage: Eukaryota; Dinophyceae; Suessiales; Symbiodiniaceae.